This is a messenger RNA of Dalotia coriaria, 1583 nucleotides long. RefSeq names its product solute carrier family 25 member 35-like. The transcript is spliced from 4 exons. The record is from RefSeq and is a predicted model, not a curated record. Bases 415 to 1386 code for a protein of 323 amino acids. Lineage: Eukaryota; Metazoa; Arthropoda; Insecta; Coleoptera; Staphylinidae.
UGUGGUGAUAAACAUAAGAAAAAAAUUACAGUUUUCUGUAAUUUUUGAUUUCGUUUUUUAAUCAAAUGUGAUACACUCGUUAUACUACAAAUGAUUCCAAUUACAUAAUGCGACUGUAAAGUGUUUCUAUUAACUUUCAUUGCCAUUGUCAUUUUCUAUCUUAAAUUAUACAUGCACACCAACGAUAUUUGCAAAUCACGUUCGUCAGUAAGCGCGCGAGUUAACUUUUAUUUUUGGCCGCGUCGUGCGAACACGUUUUCCGAAAUACGAUUUAAGAUGAAUUUGAACCGCCGCGUGUUGGUAACGUGCCCGCUGAUGUAACACGCGUUGUAAUGACGUAUGAGUAAAUAAAACAGCGGAAAACCAACGAUAAGAUAAUCACAAACAGUUUGUGUGCGAGUGAUAACCAUCAGAAUGACCACAGUUCAUCAAAAUCUGCCUCGGAAUGUUCCCAAUCCAAAGCAAAACUUACAGUUUGACAUCGCCGAAUACGCCCUUGCGGGCUCAGCGGCAGUAUGUGCCGGCCUUUUUACUAAUCCACUGGAAGUGAUGAAAGUGCGUAUGCAACUUCAGGGCGAGUUGCACGCACGUGGUAAACAUGCUGUUCAUUAUCGUCAUGUCUUCCAUGCCGGCUAUGUAAUCGCCAAACAUGAUGGGAUACUAGCACUACAAGCGGGACUUGCGCCUGCGCUGUGGUUUCAACUUUGUCUCAAUGGCUUCCGGUUGGGUAGCUAUCAAGUUAUCGACAACAGUGGGUUAAUUCGAGACGACAACGGACAAAUUAUAUUCUAUCGGAAUGUAGUUGCGGGUGGGUUGUGUGGAGCCACAGGGGCGUUCCUCGGCAGUCCUCUUUAUCUUAUUAAAACACAUCUGCAAGCACGAGCAGCUAGUGAAAUUGCAUUUGGACAUCAACAUCAACAUACAGGGAUGAUUCAUGCGUUUCGGACGAUUUGGAAAGAUGGCGGUGUUAGGGGAUUAUUCCGUGGGUCGACGUCAUCUCUGCCUCGCGCAUGUUGUGGUUCUAUGGCACAGUUGACGUCGUUUGCGUACUGCAAGCAGAUGCUUGCCAAACACGCGGCGUUCAAAGAUCGACCUAUUACGAUCGCGUUUGCGGCGAGUAUGGUCGGCGGCGUCAUCACCGCGUUCGCCAUGACGCCGUUUGACCUCAUCUCGACGCGGCUGUACAAUCAAGGUGUUGAUAAAAACGGGAAAGGCCUUCUUUAUCAGGGAUAUUUCGAUUGCGUAAGGAAAAUUCACAAUGCCGAAGGUGCGUUAGCGUUUUACAAAGGUUUCGGAGCGUGUUAUUUCCGCUUGGGACCGCAUACGGUUCUCACGUUAAUGUUCUGGGACACAUUUAAAGAUUACUACAAUCGAUAUGUGAGAUGAUCAUUUAAAAAAAAAAUGUUACCAUUGCCAAGUUAAACAUAUUAAGUACGAGUAGGUCGAGGUAUAUAUUUGUAAUGAAACAGAGACCAUUUAAUUUGUAUAAUAAUAUUAAUGAUGAAUUUAUUAUACAAAUAUAAUUUAUAUAUAAGGAAACCAAUGUUUUAUGAGCUAAUAAACAUUGAUAGUGAUAGUAAUAA